This is a messenger RNA of Iphiclides podalirius (scarce swallowtail), 639 nucleotides long. Lineage: Eukaryota; Metazoa; Arthropoda; Insecta; Lepidoptera; Papilionidae. The record is from the annotation of a GenBank genome assembly.
AUGGCGGACAAGGGGAAAAUCCCGCGUCCGUCCACCACCAAGCCGAAGACCGCGCCCAAGCCCGUUAAGGCUAAGGCGCAGGCACGGCCAGCGAGACUUCGCAGUACAUCUGCCCCCGAGCCAGAGAACGAGCCCGAGGUGAGUCGUAUUCCUAUUCAGCGCCAGGCGGAGCGCGUUGCGACAACGGCUGAUGAGUCGGCGCGAUUACACGCCAGGCUCAUCACCACUACACCGUUGCAACCGCGCCCGCCGAAGAGCGCGAAACCACGUACCUCCCCCGACGACUCUGAUCGGGAGGAAAAGAUCCCCAGGCGGGGCCCGACCCCCGCCCAACCGAUGGACAGCGCCGCCGCCCCACCGGCCGCGGUGCUCGUCCAUGACGAACCGCCACUCUCCCCGGACGACGAACCGCAGCCGGGGCCCAGCACGAGCGGCACGUCAAUGCGGCAAUAUCUCGGCGCGGAAAGUAGCGGGGCGACAGACUCAACGUCCUAUGCGACGUUGGCCCCCGAGCAAUUAGCCGCCGAAAAAGAAGCCAAAUUUGUUCAAAAGGAAAUAUUAGUUCCACAAACACAGAGCCUAGGGAAAUUUAAAAUCCCAGUUAUUGCUGGUAAGAGCGUGUCGGUGGAGGAAGUUGAG